AUGUUGAAGGAAAACUACACAGCGGUGACUGAAUUUAUUCUGCUGGGACUGACAGAUAGAGCUGAGCUGCAGCCUGUUCUUUUUGUGGUGUUCUUGGUCAUCUAUCUUAUCACAGUCAUUGGCAACGUGACCAUGAUUUUCUUAAUCAGAAUCGACUCAAAGCUGCACACCCCGAUGUACUUCUUCCUCAGUCACCUCUCCUUUGUAGAUCUGUGUUACGCCACCAACGUGACUCCUCAGAUGCUGGCUAAUUUCUUAUCCAAGAGAAAGACUAUUUCCUUCGUUGGCUGUUUAAUACAAUUCCACUUUUUCAUUGCCCUCGUGAUCACAGAUUACUACAUGCUCACAGUGAUGGCUUACGACCGCUACAUGGCCAUCUGCAAGCCCUUGUUAUACAGUAGCAAGAUGUCCACAUGCGUCUGCCUGUCUCUCGUAGCUGCUCCUUACAUUUACGGUUUUGCAAAUGGCCUGGCACAGACCAUCCUGAUGCUCCAGCUCUCCUUCUGUGGACCCAAUGAGAUCAAUCACUUCUACUGCGCAGACCCGCCUCUCUUGGUCCUUGCCUGCUCUGACACCUAUGUCAAAGAGACUGCCAUGUUUGUGGUGGCGGGUUCCAACCUGACCUGUUCCCUUGCCAUCAUCCUCAUCUCCUACGUUUUCAUCUUCACAGCGAUUCUGCGUAUUCGCUCUGCAGAGGGGAGGCGCAAGGCCUUCUCCACCUGUGGGUCCCACCUGACAGCUGUCACGGUCUUUUACGGGACACUGUUCUGUAUGUAUCUGAGGCCCCCUUCGGAGGCAUCAGUGGAGCAGGGGAAAAUUGUCGCUGUGUUUUAUAUCUUUGUGAGUCCUAUGUUAAACCCUUUGAUCUACAGCCUGAGGAACAAAGACGUUAAAAUGGCAAUAAGGAAGGUUAUGCAAAAGGAAUUGUUUGUUAAAUAA
Messenger RNA from Lepus europaeus (European hare), 939 nucleotides. Its product is annotated as olfactory receptor 5M5-like. The record is from RefSeq and is a predicted model, not a curated record. Gene Ontology annotation, molecular function: olfactory receptor activity; G protein-coupled receptor activity; odorant binding. Gene Ontology annotation, biological process: sensory perception of smell; G protein-coupled receptor signaling pathway. Bases 1 to 939 code for a protein of 312 amino acids. Gene Ontology annotation, cellular component: membrane. NCBI's taxonomy places the organism in Eukaryota, Metazoa, Chordata, Mammalia, Lagomorpha, Leporidae. The transcript has a single exon.